Messenger RNA from Aspergillus ochraceoroseus IBT 24754, 3479 nucleotides. Its product is annotated as putative zinc metalloprotease. The record is from RefSeq and is a predicted model, not a curated record. Lineage: Eukaryota; Fungi; Ascomycota; Eurotiomycetes; Eurotiales; Aspergillaceae. Bases 199 to 3399 code for a protein of 1066 amino acids. The transcript is spliced from 3 exons. Gene Ontology annotation, molecular function: metal ion binding.
CAUCUCAGUCUACCACUUGUCCCUUCUUGUGUGUUCUGGGCAAUAAUACUAGCUUAGUUUGAACAGCGUUCAUAUGCAUUCCAAUGCGAUUCCCAAAACGUAACUAACCGAUCUUCGUCCAGAUCUUUAUUAUCUAGACCCAAUUCAACCUUCCAAAUCAAGAGUUAUUCCCGAAGACUCGCAGGGUCACUCGCGAAGAUGCCAUCCAUCCCGAACAAUCACUUUACACUGCUCCAGAAAUUUAAACCAGACUACUCGCCAAGCGAGUUUGUCCAAUAUGAAUCGCAGAGAACGGGAAUGAGAGUUGUCGUUAUUGACCAAAAGGGACCUAAGGUGACUGGGUAUUUUGUUCUCGCUACUGAAAUUCUCGAUGACUCUGGGGCUCCUCAUACAUUAGAGCACUUGUGUUUCAUGGGGUCGCGCAAUUACAGGUACAAGGGAUUCCUGGACAAGCUUGCCACGCGAUUUUACUCGAAUACCAAUGCCUGGACAGCUACAGAUCACACCGCAUACACACUGGACACUGCGGGCUGGGAAGCCUUUUCACGGAUGCUGCCUGUGUAUCUGGAGCAUGUAAUUGCCCCAACGCUGACAGAUGAAGGUUGCUAUACUGAGGUGCAUCAUAUUGAUGGCAGCGGAAAUGAUGCUGGAGUUGUUUAUUCUGAGAUGCAGGGGGUUCAGAACAACGCAGCAGAACUCAUUGACCUAACAGCCCGCCGGCUAACAUACCCCGAGGGCGUAGGUUUCCGCUACGAAACUGGGGGUAUGAUGGAACAGCUGCGCGUUUUGACUGCCAAGAGGAUAAGGGAUUUCCACCGGGAAAUGUACCAGCCUAAGAACUUAUGUCUGAUUAUCACAGGCGAGGUAGACCAUGACAACUUGCUAGAGACAUUAGAUCGGUUCGAAGACACCAUUCUUGAUGUCAUUCCCAGCCCUACUGCGCCGUUUAAGCGGCCCUGGGUUGACUCAAAGCAGGCUCCGCAGUUGCCACAGUCUAUUGUACAAGCGGUAGAAUUCCCUGAGGAAGACGAAUCCUUUGGAGAAAUAGAGAUACGUUUCCUGGGCCCGGAUGGCACCGAUCCCAUUCAAACUGGGGCUGUCAAUGUUGUAUUGCUUUACCUUGCUGGCUCGUCUGCAUCUCUUCUGGAUAACAUCCUCGUGGAGAAGGAACAACUUGCCAGUGCCGUUUAUUACGCUACGGAUGAUCGUCCUAGCCUUGAAAUCCGUUUCACCUUAACUAGCGUGGAGACAGGAAAUCUUGCACAGGUAGAGCAGCGAUUUUUUGAGGUAUUGAAGGAUGCGAUGGAGAAGGAUCUCGAUAUGAAGUAUUUGCGAGAGUGCAUUGAUCGACAAAGACGGACCUGGAAGUUCUCCACGGAGAGCUCUGCUUCUUCCUUUGCAGAGUAUGUCAUCUCGGAUUUCCUUUUCGGAAAGAGAGAUGGGUCGACUCUGUUAGAUGUCGCAACUUUGACGGAGUACGAUACCUUGGAGAAGUGGACACAGGAGGAAUGGCGCUCUUUCAUCAAAAAAUGGAUUUCCGAUGCUCCUCAUGUCACUAUCCUUGGAACCCCUUCAUUAAAAUUGUCAGAGAGCCUGAAGAAGGAAGAAGAGGCUCGGGUUGCAGCACAGAAGAAGCGACUUGGCGAGGAGGGUUUAAAAAAGCUGGCUGACAAGCUCGAAAAAGCGAAGGCUGAUAAUGACAAGGAAAUCCCCAAGGAGAUGCUCGAGGAUUUCAAGAUUCCUGGUAUUGAAUCCAUCCAUUUUGUGGAAACAAUGACUGCCAGAUCUGGAGCUGCCUUGCGAUUGGGACGGCAAAACAACAAAGCCCAGCAAAUCGUGGAUGCUGACGGGCCCGACAUGCCCCUGUUCAUUCAUUUUGGGCACAUUCCUAGCAGCUUCGUCCAAAUCUCCCUCCUCAUAUCGGCACAAUCUGUCCCUGUCCAACUCCGCCCUCUUCUGUCUAUCUACACAGAGGCAUUCUUCAACCUACCUGUCCAGCGCAACGGCCAGACCAUCAAUUUUGAGCAAGUCGUUGUUGAGUUGGAACGGGACACAGUCGGGUAUUCCAUGGAGACUGCCAGAAGCCUAGGAAACACGGAAAUGUUACGCAUCUCGUUCCAGGUUGAAUUAGAAAAGUACAAAACCGCAAUUGCCUGGCUGCAGGAACUUUCUUGGAACUCAGUUUUUGAUGUUGAAAGGCUCCGAGCCAUUACCAGCAGACUUCUCUCUGACGUUCCAGAUGCUAAGCGUAACGGUGAUGACAUGCUUGCAGCAGUUCAUGUCAUGGUUCAUUAUGCAGCUGAAUCCAUUGUCCGUGCCCGAAGCACUCUAGUCAAAGCACGGUACCUCAAGCGCAUCAAGCGACAGCUUGCAGAAGACCCAGAACAAGUUGUUGCACGCAUGGAGGAGAUUAGAAAGGCGCUUUUCAAGUUUGAGAAUAUCCGGAUUCUGGUCGUCGCUGAUCUUGAGAAACUGGCCUCUCCUGUCUCGAACUGGAAGCCAUUCGUUGAGCGACUGGGCGCGGCUGAAUCCCUCACGCCAAUCACCGUGAGAAGGGCAUUGCUCAGUGAGGCCGGUCAGAAACUGGGUGGGGAGGCAUAUGUGGUCCCCAUGCCGACUAUCGAUUCAUCCUUUGCCUACGCGACGGCUCGUGGUCUUGACUCGUACGACGACCCGAAGCUCCCCGCGUUACUGGUAGCGAUCGCAUACAUGAAUGCUGUUGAAGGGCCGCUCUGGGUUGCCGUUCGAGGAAAGGGUCUGGCAUAUGGCACCAACUUUGCCUAUAAUAUUGAUACGGGCUUUGUCAACUUUGAUGUGUACCGCUCGCCCAAUGCCCACAAGGCUUUUGAAUCAAGCAGAGAUAUCGUCCAAGCCCACCUCUCCGGAGAGGCUGCCUUUGACCCAAUGAUGUUAGAGGGGGCUAUCAGCAGCAUUGUUGUCAGUUUCGCAAAUGAACAGAUAACCGUCGCUAGCGCAGCGCAGGGCAGCUUCAUUCAACAGGUAGUUCGCGCCUUACCCAGUAACUACAAGGAGAGAAUCCUCAAGCAAGUGCGCGACAUUAGCGUUGAAGAUAUAAAGAAAGCACUGCGGGAGAUCAUCUUGCCCCUGUUUGCUCCUGAUACCGCAAAUAUUGUCAUUACUUGCGCCACUGUUCUUGAACAGACUAUCAAAAAGGGUAUGGAGGAAUCCGGCUUUUCUCCUAAGGUGCAACCUCUUAAGGAAUUCGAGGAUGACUACGGGUUGAAGGUUGGUGAUGGUGAAGAGGAAGAAUCCGAUGACGAAGAUGACGAUGAAGAAUCUGGAUCAGAUGAGGAUGAUGAUGAGGAUGAGGAUGAUGAUGAGGAUGAUGAUGAGGAUGAUGAUGAUGAUGAUGAUGAUGACGACGAAGAUGAUGAGUGAUGCUUUGUAAAAACCUAAUGAUUGCCAGGGGUGUUGGUGGGUUUGCUAUAGAAGGAAGGAAAGUGUUAGUUCCCCGUGAU